Molecule: messenger RNA, 1548 nt
Organism: Ruditapes philippinarum (Manila clam)
Lineage: Eukaryota; Metazoa; Mollusca; Bivalvia; Venerida; Veneridae
Product: visual pigment-like receptor peropsin
Exons: 6
Coding region: 289-1185 (298 amino acids)
Biological process (GO): G protein-coupled receptor signaling pathway
Cellular component (GO): membrane
Molecular function (GO): G protein-coupled receptor activity
Source: RefSeq, a predicted model, not a curated record
GAAAAUUACCAAGGGGGAUCAAAUAAUGGCAUGUCACUUACCUUAAGUGUAACGCCUUUACCAUAACAGGGAGGCCUCAAUCAAUAUAGUUAGUCAAUAACGAGUCGUCUGCUGUAAGCUCUAUAUAUACAUUUAUACCAUUAACCGUCCUCUCAAUAUAAGCAGUGCUUCUUUGGUGAAUAGUCAUACAAUUAUUAGUUUCAUAAAGUUUCGUACCAGUUUCGUAUUAAUACAAAAAAGUUUGCAAGAAAAUUGGCGUCUGCAUUCAAGACAUAGAACGCUGAAAAAAUGAGUUCACCAGCCGGCGGAGAUUUUUCCAUGGCGGAACACCGAGUCGUCGGAAUAUUAUAUUUUCUAAGCGGCUUCCUUGGAAUACUCGGAAACAUUCUGAUAAUUUCAAUCCUUCGAGGAGAAAAUGUCUUGUCUGGUUGCCGAUCCAAGCUGCAUAUACAGUUUGCAAUUUCAAACCUACUGAUUGUUGCUGGUAUCCCGCUUUCCGGAUCUUCAGCGUUUGCAGGGAGGUGGCUGUUUGGUGAUAUUGGAUGUCAAUUCUAUGGGGCACUGACCUAUACAGGUGGCAUGGGUGCGGUGACGUUUGCUGGGUUACUUUGUCUACAACGUUACUUUAGUUCCUCUCUUCUCAAUAUAUAUGACAUGAGUAGCCGCUCACUUAUCAUGUGUGCCAUUGGUUGGAUAUACAGUUUUGGAAUCGCCAUUUCGCCGGUUUUAGGUUGGAACAGCUACACCAUCGAAUCGUCUGGUACUGCCUGCGGCUUGAACUGGCACAAAGACGAUCAGAGCCAUCGAUCUUUGUUUAUUGCACUUCCGGUUAUGUCUAUUGUAAUGUUCGUCAUAUCGUUGUGGGCUCUACGCGUAGCAUUUUCAACGAAGACACCGGAGAAGAUGGACGAGAAAGACUGGUUUACAAAUCAUCAGUUGAACUGGAUCGCUCUUGCCAAUCUCUUCAUCGUUACUGUUGGAUUUGCUCCGUACGGAUUCUUUUCCUUGUGGGCGCUCGUCAAUCAUGGAUCCGAGAUGACAAUGCUAGCGUCCGUUAUCCCGCCAGUCGUUGCCAAGUUAUCCACGGCCGUUUAUCCAGUGGUGUACAUAGUGGCCUCGAAGAACUUCAGAGCAGAAUACGCAGCUAAAACAGUUGGCAUUUGCUAUGACAAGAAGGCCAAAUGAAUUUAGAUAUAUACAGAAAAGGACGUUAGAUGUAGUCAGUAUUAUAUACAAGCUUUUAAGUGACUGUAUAGCGCAACACAAACUUUAAUCAGCUUUUAAUAGAUUUUGCAUGCUUCUUGUGUAUCUUUGUAUUUCGGCGACGACUAUUGUGUGGUAUAUAAAUGAUUUAGAAAAUUAAUUUUCAAUAUUCUGCUUGACAGACAAAACUACAUGUAUCUCCUUUUGAAACAUUACGUUUCCACUGUUGGCAUUCCCGUACUAGUUCAAUAAACUGUUUUGAACUAACUUGACGAAACGAUCGCUCCACGAUAAACUCACACAUUGUAUUGAGCUGUAUAAUCUUAACAUUGUCAUAAACGAAGC